CAAUUUUUAUCAUGACUCACGAUGCAAAAAAUAAAAAUAUUUUUAUUUUAUUAGAAAAUUUAUUAGCAAGUUCAUUAGCAAAAGUAGAUAUCUAUUUUAUUAUUAUUAAGUGAAAAUUGGGUUGAUGUUAUGCUGAUAUUAUUUCUUGGUUUAUUGAUCAUAGGAGUUUUAAAUGCAGUAAAGAUAACAUCAUUGUAUGGAGGCGAUAAAAGUAAAUUUAUUUGCCCAAGUUUAUAUGUAAAUUUUAACUCUACUCAACAAAAUGAUUCAAGUGUAGUUAUCCUUAUAACAAAUUCAUACAAUCAUACUUUUCCAAAAAUAAACUGUUUAAUGAUCACAAAGUUUAAUGGAGUAUGUAAUGUUAGUAAUCUAUAUUUUAACAAUGGCGAAUUGGUUCAUAUAUCUGUCCAUGAACUCUCUGGAAAUGGUACAGUUUUAAAAAAAGACAGCAUUUUUUGGCAGGUUGAUUUCACAAUGAUUUUUGGUCCGUUCACUAAUAUUUUAAAAGAUGUUCGCGGGAAAAAGGAAAUUUAUAUUUCUUAUGAUACAUUAACUGAAGAUUGCUAUAAAGUUGAAAAAGUAGAACAAAUUGAACUUGAGCAAUGUUUACAUGACCAGAAAUGGAUUUGUUCUCAAUCUUUUAAUCCUGAGUGGCUGUACUAUGGAUGCGAGAAGGAAAACAAUGUGAGCAUAUAUCAAACUUGCUAUAUUAAGUUAUCAACUCUUGAAGAAAAUUAUCUGUACAGAUUUCGAUUACGAUAUUCAAUUGGCUACAACAAUGUAUUUUCAACUUGGUCAGAUUAUCUUUACCAUAAUACAAAUAGCGCAGUUCCAAGAAUUCCACCUGCCCUAAAAUGUUCUCAUGAUGAAAAAGAUAAUAAUGCCAUCAAAAUAAGUUGGUCUAAACCAACAAAUGACGAAUUAUCAGAGAAUUACACACACUUUUUGGUAAACAUAAUGGAUUUAGAUGUUGAAAUAAAAGAAGAAAGAGUUCUUGUAACAUCAAAAUUAUCUUACGAAAUCUAUGAUGAGAAUAGUUCUAGACGAAAAUAUAAAAUUAAUAUAUGUACUAGUAAAGGUUGUUCAAAAUCAGCUGAAUACCAAUGCUUCUUCAACAGUUCAACUUCAAUAUUGAUAGUUGUCAUGAUUGUAAUAUCGAUUCUGGGUGUCAUCAUUGUUAUUGCUUUUGUAGUGUGGUACAGAAGAAGGAACAUCACAGAUAAUAAUCCAGAAAAAAUUGAUAUCGUUUGUCCCAGAUUUCCUGAAAAAAUAGCUCCAUACAGUGAGUUCCAUGCAAAUAACCUAGAAUCAGUUUCAUGAGUAGUUUUACAUUGUUUUUAAUAUACAUGUAAAAUAUGAAGAUACAAAUAUUUUGUAAAAAAUAACAAAAACAGACAAUUAUUAUUUGCAAGUUGUUUA
This is a messenger RNA of Hydra vulgaris (swiftwater hydra), 1419 nucleotides long. RefSeq lists its product as uncharacterized. NCBI's taxonomy places the organism in Eukaryota, Metazoa, Cnidaria, Hydrozoa, Anthoathecata, Hydridae. Gene Ontology annotation, molecular function: protein binding. The record is from RefSeq and is a predicted model, not a curated record.